AUGACGGCCGAAGAGGAGCAUGCCUACAUGCAGAAGCUGUCGAGCGAGUAUGAGCCCGAGGCCACUGGUCCGCUUGUCGGCGAGCGCCAGAGCAGCGCUGCCAUCACCACCCAGUAUGCCAACGCCGAUCCCGUCUACAGGAUCAAGACCGCCGCCCUGCCCGGCAAGUAUGCUUACUUCCGUACCUGUCGCGGCGAUGGCCACUGCGGAUGGCGAGCUAUUGCCUUCACGUACUUUGAAGCUCUGCUACGCGUAGGGGAAUGGCAGAGGUUCCAAGAUGAAGAAGGCCGUUUGAACUCGAUGGGCAAUCUGCUCGAGCAUAUUGGCUUAUCCCGCGACAUCUGGAUGGAUUUCGCUGAAGAGGCAUUCGAGCUGCUGCGCAAGCUGGGCGACUCUGUGCACGCCAUGGAUGGUACUGCUGCCGACAUCCUGCUCCAAUCCUUCAACGACAUGGGCAUAUCCAUGGCCAUCAUCACCUACUUCAAGGCAAGUCCGGAUCGUUUGCUCCUUGCCAGCGCCUGGGUCCAGAACCAUGCAGAUGAUUACAGACACUUCGUCCCUAUGGGCGACGUCAAGGCAUAUUGCGCCAAUAACAUCGAUCCAGCACAGUGCGAGGCUGACAACAUCGGCGUAGCUGCUCUUGCCGACGCACUCGUCAAGCCUGCCGGCUUUGGCCUUGAGGUUUGGUACCUUGACCGCUCGCCAGGCGAGGAGAUCAACCGCAGCUACUACGCGGAGCCCACACUGCCUGGUUCUCCUAUGUUGCGACUACUCUACAGACCUGGCCACUACGACAUCCUCUACAAGGCCGAAGAUGUUCCUUCACCAAUCCACCACCAGGCUGUUGCUCCUCAAGCACCUCUCCAAGUUAACUUCACCAACUAUGCAGAUGAGUUUCUGCCGCAAGCCUCCAAUUUCGGCGACGUAAUGAGCAUGCUUCCGGGCAUGGGCCGUCCAAGCCUAGGAGGAUGGGCUUCGCUCUCGUACGACUGCAAUCCAAGCCCCGCGCCCCAGGCUCAAGUCACACCUAUCCAGCCGUUUCCAAGCGCAUCUAUGUCUGCACCUCCUAUCACGAGCUCGCUAGACUUUGUCACACCCAUUUCCAACGGUCAAGCAAAUAGGUACGACGCACCGCGUCACCACAGCAUUCAGCUUGACCAGCCUCCCAUCACCCUUCCGAUGCAUCCUGCACCGCCGCCCCCACCACCUGUCAGUAUCGAAAGGACUGCACCCCUAGCAGUUGAAAGUGGUGGACCAUUCAGGCCUUCGAUGUACCAGCUGGAGCCCGGCUUUGGCUUCUCAAAUCAAGCACAGCCCUUCCAGACUUCCAUUUUUCGCAACUCACACUUCAACACGGCGCAUUUCAUGAAUCCAGACUUCCAACCUGAGGAGUGGUGCCCGGACGGAGAGUAUGCGACAGGCAAUAAAGGCCGUCACAAGCAUCCAUCCUAG
Macroventuria anomochaeta is the source of this 1452-nucleotide messenger RNA. RefSeq names its product cysteine proteinase. Gene Ontology annotation, biological process: protein K48-linked deubiquitination. The record is from RefSeq and is a predicted model, not a curated record. Gene Ontology annotation, cellular component: nucleus. Gene Ontology annotation, molecular function: ubiquitin binding; cysteine-type deubiquitinase activity. The coding region runs from base 1 to 1452 and encodes 483 amino acids. The transcript is spliced from 6 exons. NCBI's taxonomy places the organism in Eukaryota, Fungi, Ascomycota, Dothideomycetes, Pleosporales, Didymellaceae.